Betta splendens (Siamese fighting fish) is the source of this 1374-nucleotide messenger RNA. RefSeq names its product transcription factor IIIA-like. Gene Ontology annotation, cellular component: nucleus. The transcript has a single exon. Bases 1 to 1074 code for a protein of 357 amino acids. Lineage: Eukaryota; Metazoa; Chordata; Actinopteri; Anabantiformes; Osphronemidae. The record is from RefSeq and is a predicted model, not a curated record.
AUGGAGCGGGAAAAGGAGCCAAAUAACCGGUACUUCUGUUCAUUCGGCGGCUGCUCGGCAGCUUAUAACAAACAGUGGAAGCUGGACGCGCAUCUGUGCAAACACACCGGAGUGAAGCCAUACACGUGCGAACACGAGGGCUGCGGUAAGUCGUUCUGUGACCCGUAUCACCUAGCAAGACACGAGCUCACUCACAACGGCGAGAAGCCCUUUGGAUGCACCGUGGAAGGCUGCGCGGAGGCCUUCACAACCAACUCGAACCGGGCCCGACACAUGAGCCGCGUCCACGCUCAGGAGCACAAGAAGUAUGUUUGCACGUUUGAGGGUUGUGGGCUUGAAUUCAAAAAGAACAAGCAGCGUAAGUCCCACAUGUGCGAGGAGCACAGCCACCUGCCUCCCUACAGGUGCUCUCACGAAGGCUGCCAGAUGCGCUUCGCCUUUCCCAGCAUGCUGAGGCGCCAUGAGAAGGUGCACAGAGGGUACCCCUGCACCGAAGACGCCUGCAGCUUCACCGGCAAGACCUGGACCCAGUACCAGCGGCACCGGAAGGAGCAGCACCGGCUCACAUUGCGCUGUGAUAAGUGCAGCAGAGUGUUCAGGGACUCCUGGUUCCUGCAGCAGCAUCAGCACGUCCACUGCGACACGCGUGUGGUCUACAAGUGUCCCGAGGAAGACUGUGAGCGGACGUACACCACGACCUUCAACCUGCAGAGUCACAUCCGCUCCUUUCACGAAGAGCUCAAGCCUUUCGCCUGCACCCACCCAGGCUGCGAGAAGACCUUUGCUAUGAAGCAGAGCCUGCGGCGCCACAGCGUUGCCCACGACCCGGAGAGAAAGAAGCAGAGGAAGCCGAACCACAAAAGAUCUCUGUGUUCCAGGUUGAGCGGCUACAAUGAGAGAAAGACAUUAAUCUGCAAAAAGCCAAAGAAUUGUGAAGCCGAGCUGGACCAGCAGACUGCUCCACGUGGUUCUGUUGAACUGGUGUCGCUCCUGCAGGACACGUCACUGCUGUGUGGACCUGCUGUGGACGCGCAUGGACUUACUAAUGCCUUGACUGCACCUCUGACUGUGUAGUGUUUCAUGAUUGAGCUCCAGAAUUAUGAGCACAGCGCUUACUGGACAAUGUGCUUGUCGGACACUUUGGUGUUGCAUUAAAUUAUUCCAUGCCUGUUCAGUCGCCUUAAUUCCUGGGACCUAAGCUGGUUUACACUAUUUCUGAAAGAGUCUGUAUACUGGUAGUAGCGGAACCAUGUGACUGGGUCUGCUCUGGAGAACAGAGUAAUCAUAUUAUGUGUAACCGUAAUUAUGUGACAUGUAAACAUUGGUUUGUUUUCAAUGUGAUAAACAAAAUAAAUGUUUGUAUUGUAACAAUAA